Centropristis striata (black sea bass) is the source of this 1670-nucleotide messenger RNA. RefSeq names its product homeobox protein Hox-A2a. Lineage: Eukaryota; Metazoa; Chordata; Actinopteri; Perciformes; Serranidae. Gene Ontology annotation, molecular function: DNA binding; DNA-binding transcription factor activity, RNA polymerase II-specific. Gene Ontology annotation, biological process: regulation of DNA-templated transcription. Bases 345 to 1424 code for a protein of 359 amino acids. The transcript is spliced from 2 exons. The record is from RefSeq and is a predicted model, not a curated record.
UGAGCGGACAAAGAUGUAAAUAAAAACAGUCGUCCCCCAGCUGAGCGAGGCGUUCUUCAUCAGAGUUUUUGGAUCAAUCAGGCAGACAGUGGCUCCUUUUGAUUAAACCCCAAAUUGUCAUUGGGCAGAGGUAAUCAUGUGACAGGCAAUUCGGUCCAAUUUCAACCUUGUCUCCAUGAAUUCAAUAGUUUAAUAGUAGCUCGGUCCCCAUACGGCCGUAAUCAGUGAUAUAGAAAAAACACCACCAGGAGAUUUUUUAAUGAUUUUUUCUUUCUCGUCCUCACUGAGCCGCAACAUUUAUAAAAAUACGCGUGCAAACUUUCCUCGGCUCUCAGGGAGCGGAGAUGAAUUACGAAUUCGAGCGAGAGAGCGGUUUUAUCAAUAGUCAGCCGUCGCUUGCUGAGUGCCUGACAUCUUUCCCCCCUGUCGCUGAUUCAUUUCAAAGUUCAUCAAUCAAGAGCUCGACGCUUUCACGCCCGACACUGAUUCCUCCUCCCUUUGAGCAGACCAUUCCCAGCCUGAAUCCGGGCAGCCAUCCGCGGCACGGCCGGCCCAGACACAGCCCCGACGGAUGCAGCCCGCUGCCCACAGCCUCCUUACCCCCGGAGUACCCCUGGAUGCGGGAGAAGAAAGCCUCUAAGAGGAACCACCUGCCGACCUCCACCGCUACCACCAUAUCCAAUGGACCUGUGUGCUUUUCUCCAAAAGGCUCGCCUGAGAUUGUUGAGAGUGGAGGGGGAGGAGGGGGCUCCCGGCGGCUGAGGACAGCGUACACCAACACGCAGCUGCUGGAGCUGGAGAAAGAGUUCCACUUCAACAAGUAUCUGUGCCGGCCGAGGAGAGUGGAGAUAGCGGCCCUGCUGGAUCUGACAGAGAGGCAGGUUAAAGUCUGGUUCCAAAAUCGGCGCAUGAAGCACAAGCGGCAGACCCAGAGCAAGGAGAACCACAACGGGGAGGGGAAAGGGCCGGGCACCGAGGACGGCAUCCAGAGCGAAGAAGAGGACGAGGGCCCCCUGUACGAGCGGAGCGGGGCCCUGCUGGAAAGAGAUACCUGCUCCUUUCAGAAUAACUCCACACAGCAGCUCCACAAUGGCGAGUCCAUGAGCUUUGCUGCUGCGCCGCUGAACAGCAAUGACAAAAAUCUGAAACAUUUUCCCAACCCGUCACCCACUGUUCCGGGCUGCAUGUCAACAAUGGGCCCAGGCUCGGCAUCUGGCCCGGACAAUGGCGACAGUCCCCCGGCCCUGGAUGUUUCUAUACACGAUUUUCAACCUUUCUCCUCGGAUUCCUGCCUACAGCUCUCCGAUGCAGCCUCGCCGAGCUUAUCAGAGUCUCUGGACAGCCCCGUGGACAUUUCUACGGACAGUUUCUAUUUUUUCUCGGAGUCUCUAACUACAAUCGACCUGCAGCAUCUGAACUAUUAACUGAAAUCAAUCACAAUAGCUUUCUUUUUUCUCCUCUUCUUCCGGGACAAUAAAUAUCAGGCUAUUAACACUGAUGUUAUUUGUAUAUUCGGCACAUUUAUUCUGUUGAUAUUUGACUUGACGAUUAAUACAAGGUAAGGAUGAAAUGAAAUCACUGAAAUAGCUCUACUCAAACGUGGCUUGUAAUUACCAUAACAAAUUGAUCUCUUGGAAUGGAAAUUAUGAGUGUUUGUGAAUAAUUAUACA